GGACUUGUUCGGUGUUGAUGCUUAAAACUCUUAGUAGUUGCUAGAGUAAUUAGUGACAUAUAUAGAUUGGGGAACAUAAACAUAUUACAAAUAUAUGUGACUAGUAGAAAGUUGAGGGGGAGAGAAAGAGAAAGAGAAGGAUGAUGGGGCCGUUGUCGUGUACCUAAAUUCAAAGGGGCUUCAUCUCUCUCUACUAGUAAGUAUUCUCUUGAACGACAGGAUCCGGGUCUGCCGCUCCCCAUUGCUUAGCCUCUCUACCACAACAUCAUAUCCCCUCUCUUCGCCUCUCUUCUCUUUUUAUCCAAUCCGAAGAUUAGCUUCGGUUGAUGGAAAUGGAAGACCAUCAGUAUGGCAUAGCGGAUCUAAGGCACUUCAUGAACGCCCGCCCCGCCACCUCCACCUCCGUCGGCUCCAAUCUGUUCAAUCAACCGACAGCCGAGCUCAUGAAUAACCCGGUUCAUCAUCAUCAUCGUCAGCAUCAGCAUCAGCUUCAUCACAGCACCGAUCAGCUAGCCGCGCAGCAGCACUUGGAGAUGCUUAUCUCUACGCGUCACCAGCUCAACUCUUCUUCGGACCAAAUGAGUCCAUUGCCGACUCCUCGCUCUUCGGCCUUUCUUCAUCAUCAUCACCAGCAUCAUCCGCAACAGCAGCAUCAGCUGUUUCGGUCUGAUUCCACGGCUACUGCCGGGACUUCAGCAGCGACUCUGGAUAUGGACCUCCAGAUGAGCGGUGGAGGUGGAAAUGGAGACGGCGGUACCGGAAGGUGGCCUAGACAAGAGACGCUCACUCUUCUGGAGAUCAGAUCACGGCUUGAUCCUAAGUUCAAAGAAGCCAAUCAGAAAGGCCCUCUUUGGGAUGAAGUCUCUAGAAUAAUGAGCGUUGAUCAUGGGUACCAAAGAAGUGGAAAGAAAUGCAGAGAAAAAUUCGAGAAUUUGUACAAGUAUUACAAGAAGACUAAAGAAGGGAAAGCCGGGAGGCAGGAUGGUAAGCAUUAUAGAUUCUUUCGACAGCUUGAGGCUCUCUAUGGUGAAUCGUCGAGCAACAAUCCGACUACAUCGGUUCUGAACAAUGCACAUUUAAGUGGAGCUGGAGUUGCUGCGUUUCCGUAUGGGAGUUCUCAGGUUCCGAAUCAGGAAGUGUUUCAUCAGACUCCGAGGCAGAUGAUUGAUGAUAGCUUUACUCCGUCGAACUCCUCGGCUUUUGUUACUUCUUCGUCGGAUGAGUACUGCAGUGAUCUGAAUGCGGCCGCGUUGAAGAGAAAAGGUAAGAGGAGUUGGAAGGCGAAGAUAAAGGAUUUUAUUGAUGGACAGAUGAGGAAACUUAUGGAUAAGCAGGAGGUUUGGCUCGAGAAGAUGAUGAAGAGUAUCGAGCAUAAGGAGCAGGAGAGGAUGAUGCGCGAGGAGGAAUGGAGGAAACAGGAGGCAGCUAGGACCGAGAGAGAGCACAAAUUUUGGGAAAAGGAAAGAGCUUGGAUUGAAGCGCGGGAUGCUGGCCUAAUGGAAGCCUUGCACAAGCUAACCGGGACUAAAGACAUUAGGGCCCCGGUUAGGUCUUCAUCUCCUGAUCAAGGUGAUCAUGGGGAGCUUCUGUCAAUGAGGGCUGCUCAUCAUCAACAUCCGCUUCAAAACCCGAACGAUAAUGGGAGUGAGACGAUGAUGCCAAACAGCAGCGAGAGCUGGCCAGAAUGUGAGAUCACGAGACUGAUCCAACUGAGGAGUAGCAUGGAGCCGAUGUUUGUUCAGCAAAGCGGGACUUCAGAAGAGGAAGUGUUGUGGGAGGAGAUCGCAUCUAACAUGGCGUGCUUGGGAUAUGACAAUCGGAGUGCUGCAAUGUGCAAAGAGAAGUGGGAAAGCAUCAACAAUUAUCUAGCCAAAGCCAAGGAUCAAUCUAGCAAGAAACGCAAAGAGAACAACGUGACUCCCACAGUAAGCAGCAGCUGUUUUUACUUUCAGAACAACGAAUCGAUCUGCAAUAAUCAAGGCGGAGAAGGAGAGUACCGAGAAACCAAUGAUCUAGGAGGCGGAGGAGCCCUCGGAGGUCUUGAAUUGACGACAUCGCUACUGAUACAAAGUGGCCACCAUGAGAACGCCUCAAGGCCGCCUCCAGAUUCCAAUGUAGCCAGCAGCACAAUGCAAGGUAGCUCAUUUAGGUUUUUCAUGGGAGAUCAGACAGAUAACUUAUGGGAAAAUUAUGGAUUGAAGCCGAGUAAGGGCGAUAAUUAAUCACUAAUUAUCAUUAGUGAAUACUUAAUUAAUCUGUUUGGUGUACCUUGUUUUAAGUUGUGCUAGCUUCACGGAAGAGGAGUUCGAACUAGUACAUAAAGCUGGAGUAUGUUUUCAGGUAAUUAAAUCGUGAUGUGACCACGUAUUGAUUGCAUCAAAUAUCAGUUGUAAUAUGUAUGCAACUUAUUAAUUAAUCUCUUCAGUUUUUUUA
This is a messenger RNA of Daucus carota subsp. sativus, 2433 nucleotides long. Its product is annotated as trihelix transcription factor PTL. The transcript is spliced from 2 exons. NCBI's taxonomy places the organism in Eukaryota, Viridiplantae, Streptophyta, Magnoliopsida, Apiales, Apiaceae. The record is from RefSeq and is a predicted model, not a curated record. Bases 327 to 2222 code for a protein of 631 amino acids.